Molecule: messenger RNA, 3988 nt
Organism: Ciona intestinalis (vase tunicate)
Lineage: Eukaryota; Metazoa; Chordata; Ascidiacea; Phlebobranchia; Cionidae
Source: RefSeq, a predicted model, not a curated record
UUUAUUGAAUACAAAUUUUUUUUUAAAUAAUGAUUUAAAAAUAUUUUUAUGUGAACUAAAUCCCAUGCUUGUCACUGCUGGCCGAGGAGUCAUUCAUUUUUACGGUCAUAGCCAUAGGUGUUUUAGCUUUAGGUCAUGUCUGAAAUCAAAACUUUUCUGUAUGCCUGGUUGGGCAAACAAAAGAUGACGCCAUCCUAUGACAUUCAACCAAGUGGUUCAAAAGCAAGACCAAAGUUUAUGUGUGAAGUACGAGUUGAUGGUAUACCUUAUGUGGGGAUCGGAAACUCAACAAAUAAAAAAGAUGCGCAAGCAAACGCUGCUUAUGAUUUUGCCAACUAUCUUGUUAGAGCAGGAAAGAUACAAGCCUCUGAGAUUCCUUCCAAAGUGGUUAUUGCAUCAUCAGCUCCACAACAACCAAGCAGCACUUAUGAUAACAUGACAGGGGAAUUACCAUCCGGUAUUCUCCCACCACAUCUGCAAUUAAAACAAGAGGAAUGCAAUAACCAAGGUGUUGGAGACAACAACCUCCCCCACCACGAUCAAGUCACCGACUUUUCAUUUGAACGAGCGGGUCCAUCUGUACGUGGUGGUGCGCUCCAUGAUUAUUAUGAUCGGAAAAGAAAGUUGGAAGAGGAAGAGACUUUUGCUUCUGAAGAGAUUGACCUCAAUUCUAAGCUUCAUGGCAACUGGACUGUAGAAAACUCAAAGGGUCGCCUUCACCAGUUUUUCCAACAGAAUAAAAUUAACCCUGAAUAUAAAUACAGCCAAGUGGGGCCAGACCAUAACAGGAGUUUUAUAUCAGAAUUGGUUGUUUAUAUAAAGAAGCUUGGAAGAUCAUUACAUGCCAGAGAACAUGGCUCUAAUAAGAAGAAUGCUUCACAGUCGUGUGCGUUAUCAAUUAUACGACAGCUUUAUCAUUUAAAUGUGAUCGAAGCUUAUACUGGAAUCACAAAAAACAAAGCAAGCGAUGAGGCUGAACCUUAUGCUGUGAACCUCGAUCAAGCCACAGAGCAACAACUGAUCGACUUGCUUAAAAAGCUCAACAUUCCUGCAGUGUGUCCGCCCGAAUCUUGUCCAAACCCGUUUAAUCUCGUAAUCCCAAAGCCACAGGUUACCCCAGCAACAGACGUGAGGUGUGUGGCGGGCGUGAUACCAUGGUCACCACCCCAGGUCAACUGGAAUCCAUGGACGAGCUGUAAUAUUGAUGAAGGCCCACUUUCUAAUUGCAGUGAUGAACAAAUAAGUUCAGACUUGAUGAAUGCAAACUUAUACGCAAUGGAGAACAACCUAAGAUUAAAACAGAUGAUGGAUGAAAGAAGUUCUCUUCCCAUCCUUGACUACAAACAUAAACUUCUUACUCUUGUUCGUGAGAAUAAUGUUCUUGUUGUUCGGGGGCAAACUGGGUCUGGUAAAACUACACAGGUGCCACAAUACAUACUGGAUAGUUACAUUGAAUCAAACAAUGCUUCCAAAUGCAACAUCAUAGUCACUCAACCACGAAGAAUAAGUGCGGUGUCCGUUGCUGAACGAGUUGCUGACGAACGCGGUGAAGAGUUGGGCAACAGCACUGGCUACAGCGUUCGGUUCGAAUCUGUUCUUCCAAGACCUCACGCUGGCAUUCUGUUCUGUACAGUCGGUGUUCUGCUGCGAAAGUUAACGAACGGUCUACGUGGUGUGUCUCAUAUUAUUGUGGAUGAGAUACAUGAACGAGAUAUAAAUACGGAUUUUCUGCUAGUAGUUUUACGAGACAUUGUUGUCACUUUUCCUGGGAUUCGAGUAAUUCUAAUGUCGGCAACUGUGGAAACUUCAAUGUUUACCGAAUAUUUUAAUAAUUGUCCAGUGCUUGAAGUGCAUGGAAGGACACACCCUGUACAAGAAUAUUUCAUGGAAGAUUGCAUCGAAAUGUUAAAGUUUGUUCCCCCACCUCGUACACAGAAACAGAGGAAAGAUAAAAAGAACGACGAUGAUGAUAUGAUUGGAACCGAUGAUAAAGAAAACCUGAACCUAAAAGUAGGAGACAUGUACUCCAUACACACCAAACAAGCAAUGUCUCAAAUAAGUGAACGUGAGACAAGCUUUGAACUUGUGGAAGCUAUUCUUAAAUACAUUGGAGAAUUAGGCGUCCCAGGUGCAGUGUUGGUGUUCCUACCCGGUUGGAAUCUUAUUUUCUCGUUGAUGAAACACCUUGAACAACAUCCUAUGUUUGGUGGACCGGCUUAUAAGUUACUUCCAUUACAUUCACAAAUACCUCGUGAAGAUCAACAUAAAGUGUUUGACGCUGCUCCACCAGGUGUUACUAAGAUCAUUCUUUCAACAAACAUUGCGGAGACGAGUAUCACCAUUAAUGAUGUUGUGUUCGUGAUUGACUCAUGCAAAGUUAAAAUGAAGAUGUUUACGUCUCACAACAACAUGACCAACUACGCCACCGUGUGGGCAUCGCAAUCCAACCUUGAACAGCGUAAAGGUAGAGCGGGUCGUGUAAGACCUGGGUUUUGUUUUUAUCUUUGCAGCAAGGCAAGAUAUGAAAGCAUGGAGUCUCACCUGACACCAGAGAUACUACGAACAGCACUUCAUGAAAUUGCGCUUAGUAUAAAGUUGCUUAAACUUGGUUCUAUUGGAGAAUUUCUAUCUAAGGCUCUUGAGCCCCCUCCACUGGAUGCUGUGAUUGAAGCGGAACAUCUACUUCGUCAGAUAAAUGCUCUCGAUCGAAACAAUGAACUCACAAAGCUUGGAAGGAUCUUGGCAAAACUUCCAUUGGAACCAAGACUGGGAAAGAUGAUAAUACUCGGAUGUAGCUUUCUGAUUGGAGAUGCCAUGUGCAUAAUGGCUGCUGCCUCUUGCUUUCCUGAACCAUUUGAAAUGUACGGAAAGCGUUUAAGUUGGAAACAUCGAUCGUUUGCUGGUGAAAGAUUCAGCGAUCAUGUUGCGUUACUUGCUUGUUUCAAUGCGUGGGAAGAUGCAAGAAUGUCAGGUGAUGACAGCGAAGUUCGAUUUUGUGAAAUGAAGCAAGUUUCAAUGUCAACUCUUCGUAUGACAUGGGAAGCUAAAAAUCAACUCAAACAAAUUCUAAUAAAUGAGGGAUUUCCCGAAGUUUGUCUUGAAUGGCAAACCUUUAACAACUGUGGACCCGACUCAAAACUUGAUGUUGCCAUCUCACUCUUAUGCAUUGGUUUGUAUCCAAACAUUUGUAUUUACAAAGAAAAACGGAAAGUAAUUUGCGAAUCCCGUGCCGCGCUCAUACACAAGUCAUCUGUUAAUUGUCCAUUUGGAAACAAAGAUUGUACUUUUCCUUCUCCAUUCUUUGUGUUCGGGGAAAAGAUACGAACUCGUGCUGUAAGUGCAAAGUUGAUAUCAAUGAUCAACCCCCUUCAAUUCCUCAUGUUCACUCCAUGCUCAGUGUUCGCUCAUCAAGAUCUUGUUAAAGUGGAUGAAUGGAUUCCUUUAAAGAUGAAGUUUCAAACUGCAGCAAAUGUUGUUGCUCUAAGAUCAGCGAUAUCAAAUCUCAUCGUACGAACGACAUCCGAACCAGAACUCAUCCUUGAUCCUCCUCCUGAGGAUCGGGAGUUGCUCCACAUCGUGCAACAACUAUCUGAGAUAACUGCUGCAGGGGCGAGUGUUAAUGCACAGGAAGCACUGCAGAGUUUCCGUUCUGAUGGUCCCCCUCCCCCAAAGUUCUACAGAGGAGGCGGUCACUUUAAUAGGAAUGAUGGAUAUGAUUUCAGGGGAAGGGGUGGUUACCAUCGUGAUUACCAAGGCAGGGAUGGAUACAGGGGUCGUGGUCGUUCAUACGGUAGAGGUGGUUAUGGUGGUUUCUAUGACCACAGGGGUCGCGGGGGUUACCGGGGCAGAGGGAGGGGUCAGUGGUGAUAUGGAUCUUCAAUUAGUUGAAAUAUUGUAAAACAAUAUUUUCUUGUGCCAUUAUGAGUUUCAGUGUGUUUUAGUUUAAUCGUUUUUAUUGUCGUAAUAAAAUCUGCUUCCAAGUGAUUGU